Molecule: messenger RNA, 1670 nt
Organism: Loxodonta africana (African savanna elephant)
Lineage: Eukaryota; Metazoa; Chordata; Mammalia; Proboscidea; Elephantidae
Gene: DNAJB11
Product: DnaJ heat shock protein family (Hsp40) member B11
Exons: 10
Coding region: 206-1282 (358 amino acids)
Biological process (GO): protein folding; protein maturation
Cellular component (GO): endoplasmic reticulum
Molecular function (GO): misfolded protein binding
Source: RefSeq, a predicted model, not a curated record
CGUCGCCGGCUGUGGCUUCUCUCACCGGACUGGAUCCCCGGGAAGUGGACUGGCAGAGGAAGGGGGCAAGUUACCUGUCGCUGCGGACCGAGUAGGAGACCCCCAGCGCGAAGCGGCCUUACAGGGCCGGGUGGACUGGCUAGCCAACGCGCCUGCUGAGGCGGCUGUGAGGAGAGCGUGGGCGAGGGUCCGGGACGGAGGAAGCAUGGCCCCGCAGAACCUGGGCACCUUCUGCCUGCUGCUGCUGUACCUCAUCGGGGCCGUGAUCGCCGGGCGAGAUUUCUAUAAGAUCUUGGGGGUGCCUCGAAGUGCCUCUAUAAAGGACAUUAAAAAAGCCUAUAGGAAACUAGCCCUGCAGCUUCAUCCUGACCGGAACCCCGAUGACCCGCGAGCUCAGGAGAAGUUCCAGGAUCUGGGUGCUGCUUAUGAGGUCCUGUCAGAUAGUGAGAAACGGAAACAGUAUGAUACUUACGGUGAAGAGGGACUGAAAGAUGGUCAUCAGAGCUCCCAUGGAGACAUUUUUUCACACUUCUUUGGAGAUUUCGGUUUCAUGUUUGGAGGAACCCCACGUCAGCAAGACAGAAAUAUCCCACGAGGAAGUGAUAUUAUUGUAGACCUGGAAGUCACUUUGGAAGAAGUGUAUGCAGGGAAUUUUGUGGAAGUAGUUAGGAACAAACCUGUGGCAAGACAGGCACCUGGCAAGCGGAAAUGCAACUGCCGGCAAGAGAUGCGAACCACCCAGCUGGGUCCAGGUCGCUUCCAGAUGACCCAGGAGGUGGUCUGUGAUGAGUGCCCCAAUGUCAAACUGGUGAAUGAAGAACGAACACUGGAGGUAGAAAUAGAACCUGGAGUGAGAGAUGGCAUGGAGUACCCCUUUAUCGGAGAAGGUGAACCGCACGUGGAUGGGGAACCUGGAGACUUAAGAUUCCGAAUCAGGGUUGUCAAGCAUCCAGUAUUUGAAAGGAGAGGAGAUGAUUUAUACACAAAUGUGACAAUCUCUCUAGUUGAGUCUCUGGUCGGCUUUGAGAUGGAUAUUCCUCACUUGGAUGGUCACAAGGUACAUAUUUCCCGGGACAAGAUCACCAGGCCAGGAGCCAAGCUGUGGAAAAAGGGGGAAGGGCUCCCCAACUUUGACAACAACAACAUCAAGGGUUCUUUGAUAAUCACCUUCGAUGUGGAUUUUCCAAAAGAACAGUUAACAGAGGAAGCAAGAGAAGGUAUCAAGCAGCUGCUUAAGCAAGGCUCAGUGCAGAAGGUGUACAAUGGACUGCAAGGAUAUUGAAGUCAAAUAAAAUUGGACUUUGUUUAAAAUAAGUCAAUCAGUGAUAUUUAUUAUCUGCAGGAGUUUUUUGUGUUUUUGUUUUUACUUUCAGUACUCAAGUCUGACUUAAUUUUUUUUUUCUUCUAAUGAUCGUCAUGGAAUGAAUACGUGGGCCUAAGCAUUUGUCCAUUUGUAUUCAGAAAGACUGGCCAGCAGAAGUUUAAUAAUACCUCUCCCUUUGGGGAUUUAAUGUCUGGUGCUGCUGCCCAAGUUUCAAGAAUUAAAGCCACAAGAGGACUCCAAGAGCAAAAGAAACACAGUAUAGAGGGUUGAAGUUAACUGUCAGCUGUUUCAUUCAAAAUGCCAACUGGAGAAGUCUGUUUUUUAAAUACAAUUUGUUGUUACUUUU